AUGGCAGCCCUCCGAGUCUUUCUUACCACAUGCGCGGUCGCAGCCCUCUCCGUCCCCGGGGGGGAAAGCAGCUUCGGCGCUCAUAUUGCGGACGUCACUGGCGCAAGGCGCCAACAGAACCGGCCGUGGGCUCCACAGAGAGGCCCGCCGCUUCAUCAGGGUCAGCAUCGGAUGCCGCAUCAGCAGCCGACUCAAGGCGUGCCGGCUGGACAGCCUGGGCAGCCGGUCGUCGUCGUGACCAGUGGCGGGACACCUGUAUUGGUUGAGAUGCCUGGGCACGCUGGUGCGAAUAACACCAUUCCAGGAAGCAUGCCCUCGGGUUACAACGGUGCUUCCUCGUACACGACUCCCGCGCCUUUGUUCGUAUAUGCAGGUCCUCCUUUUGAUGCUGGUCACCCUGGAUAUCCCGCUCCUCAUGCGGGUCACCCUGGAUAUCCCGCUCCUGAUGGUAGUCACCCUGGAUAUCCCGCUCCUGAUGGUAGUGACCCUGGAUAUCCCGCUCCUGAUGGUAGUGACCCUGGAUAUCCCGCUCCUCAUGCGAGUUACCCUGGAUAUCCCGCUCCUCAUGCGGGUCACCCUGGAUAUCCCACUCCUCAUGCGGGUUACCCUGGAUAUCCCGCUCCUCAUGCGGGUCACCCUGGAUAUCCCACUCCUCAUGCGGGUUACCCUGGAUAUCCCGCUCCUGGUGCGGGUUAUGGUGGAUACGCCCCUGCGGCGCCGGGCUAUCCGCUGUACCCUGCUCCCAAUCAGGCUGUGUAUGGUCUCCCGCAGCAGGCCCCCUACCCAAAUACCCAGACGCUCUACCUUGGUGGCGGAGAGCGUGCUCCCGGGGGGUAUGACCGUUUCUACGGGUACCUGGAAACAGCGCCGGCGAGCGAGCACCCCCGCGACCACAUCAACGCAACGCAGGGGCGCUCUGCGCAUGACGAGGCGGCGAAUGCGCGCAAUCCAGGUCACGGUCGUGAACACUCCAGUGUUGUGCCGCCACCCCAUUCAUCUUAUGUGCCGUAUUACCUGGAAGGUCGUGCGGCAGGUUCGAACUAUCAACAGGCAGGCGGCUUUGACAUCUAUUCGUUUAAAUACCCGCAAGUGCAGGAGACAGAGGAGGAGCUGCCGACUGGCACCCCUGGGGGCGCGACGCGGGGGGAUCCGUACCUCUCUGAGGCAGGGGAGGCCAAACAGGCGUCCGAGGGGAGUCGGGCUAAGAAACGUGUUUUGGCUCUGUUGGGAGUAGCUGCUACGGUGGCAGCAGGAGCGGCUGCAAGGAAGGCAUUCGCGAAACGCUCCAGCACCGAAGAAGGGAGCACCGAUCAUGAGAAAUCGACUGAGAUGGCGCGACCGCCGCCUUAUGCUGACAAACCGCCUUCGUACGCGGAGCUGAUGGAAGAGCUUAGAGGAAUGCGGAACUAA
Besnoitia besnoiti is the source of this 1410-nucleotide messenger RNA. RefSeq lists its product as uncharacterized. The record is from RefSeq and is a predicted model, not a curated record. The transcript has a single exon. The coding region runs from base 1 to 1410 and encodes 469 amino acids. NCBI's taxonomy places the organism in Eukaryota, Apicomplexa, Conoidasida, Eucoccidiorida, Sarcocystidae.